UACAAUUCAACCAUUAGAUACAACAAAAAUAAAGCAAGUAAACUGUUUAAUUAUAUGCUAUUAUAAUGAGGAAAAUAAAAACUAUGGGACUUCCGGUAUCAUCACUGGUAACUGUGGUCAGCUUGACUGCUCAUCAUCCUCUGCAUCACCUGCCUGCCUUUUUCCUGGUGGCCGGAGAACAACGGCGCACUGCGGCUUCUUUACUGCCGAUUGUCGGGAGGCAGAACCGACCCGGAGGAUUACCUGGAGAUCUCCUGCUGAUAUUAACCGAGGCUGCUCUAUCAACAUAAUACGGUGUGUGUCAGAUGAGGAUGUGAGGAGUGUGCGAUGGCGUCCUCGUUCUCCCCGCUGCAGUUGGGGCAUCUGCAGGGUCUCCAGGCUCAGCUGCUGCGGCGCUACGAGCACCGGCCGCUGGUUUCCUGUCUGUCAGGGCUAUAUGGCUGCAGGUGGAGGAGAGAGAGGAGCUGCAGGCAGCGGGAGGACUGCUGCUGCAACAAACUGGAAGGCGUCUGCUUCGCUCUGCUGGUGGCGGCUUUCUGCGUAACGCUGGUGUUUCUCUACUUCUGGGGACAGGCUAAGAACGACUAUAAUGACUUUGACUGGUUUACCUUCAGUAGCCUGGGCUUCUGGUUCCCCUGGUCUGUGGUGCUGCUGGUCAUCGCUGCAGCCUUCUUCACCUACGUCACCGUGCUCAUGCUGCUGGCGGUGUGUUUACUGUCAGAAGGUCAGAAGCUUUAUUUACACUGGAGUCACAAGAUUGGGAUCGUUGUGAGUCUGACGUUCUCCAUCGCAGCGACCGCCGUUUUAUCCGACCUCUGGAGCAAAGAGCUGACGACGCUGCUGCUCUCCUUCCGGGUGACUGCCCCUUUCCUCCAUGUGGGGGGGGUCCUCCUGCUGACGGCGCUCUCCUGGCCCGUCGCUCUGCAUUUCUUCCGCAUGAGCAGUCGAGUGAGGCGGGGGCUGAUCCUGGGGUUCUACCUGAGCUUCCUGUCCGCCCUCUAUCUGGUUCCCCUGGGUCUCUACUCUCCUUGUAUCAAAGAGGUCGGGACCCUAGGACCCCCGCCGGCCCUCAUCGGACACAGAGGGGCCCCCAUGCUGGCUCCAGAAAACACUUUGAUGUCGUUUGAGAAAGCUGUGGAGACAGGAAGUGAAGGUCUGGAGACGGACGUCACCAUCAGUGUGGAUGGAGUCCCCUUCCUGAUGCACGAUCAGACCCUGCUUCGGACCACCAACAUCCAGCAGGUCUUCCCCAACAGAACCAACAUGGCCGCUGCCACGUUCAGCUGGAGCGAGCUGCAGAGCCUCAACGCCGGAGCCUGGUUCCUCUCCAGCGACCCGUUUGGGACCGCCGGCUCUCUGACUGCAGAGGAGCGUCAGCGCGCCGCUCAGCAGUCGGUCUGCAGUCUGCAGGCCUUCCUGCAGCUGGCAGCGCAGACGGACAGGCUGGUGAUCUUCGACCUCUACCGGCCCCCCCGAGGUCACCCGUACAGGGACACCUGGAUCCACCGCAUUCUGGAGGUCAUCCACAACGAGUCCUCCAUCAACUCCUCGCAGGUGCUGUGGCUGCCCUCAGACCUGCGCUCCCUGGUGCAGGAGUUGGACCCGGCGCUGCAGCAGACGUCUGGCAGCCGGCUCUCCCCGGAGGAUCUGCAGAGCAACAACAUCGUCAGACUCAACCUGCACUACAGCGACAUGUCCACACACAGCACCAGUGCGUACGCAGCGGGGAACAUCAGCACUAACCUGUACGUGGUGAGCCAGCCGUGGCUCUUCUCUCUGGCCUGGUGCUCCGGGGUUCAGUCGGUCACCACCAACAACCCCCAGCUGCUGAGCUCCAUCACGGCCCCGCUCUUCCUCAUGAGUCCAGACCAGUACAACCUGGUGUGGAUCCUCACUGAUCUGCUGUCCCUGCUGCUGAUCGUCCUCGUCUUCGUCUUCCACCGGUGGAGAGAGCGCGGCCUGGCUUUCUGCUCCGGCACUAAAGUCUCUCUGGAUAACGGCACGUACAGCAAGUUCAAAACAGAGAUGAGUGACAUCUGGUCCGUCUCCAGCAUCAACUCUCAGGCGGAGAGGACGUCCAACCUGGCAACCGUGACACAGCACUAACAUCUGGAGCCAACCCUCAAGCCCCCCCACCCCCCCCCCAAAUAAAUACUGCCACCCUGUCAGAUCCCAGCACAGCUCACUGUCAGACGCACUUUGUUUUACUGAAAUAAAGCGACGCAUAUCUCACCGUGAGGAGGGUUUUUUCACAUCAGGGUGAAAAAGGAAGACAUCCAUUUUUACUUUCUAAUAUAUAUUUUAAAUCCUUAAAACCAAACUAGACGGAGCGUGUGUUCUUGUUAAAGAUGCUGCCUCUUUUCUUCAACCAUUGAAGGAUUGCACGUGUUAAUGAAACCAUGGAAGUUAAAAAUAGAGUUUAAAUGGAUGAAAAUGACUUACCAGAAAUCUCAAUUACUGUUUUAAAUACAGUUGUAUGUCUCCAAGUAUCCAGCACUAACAUCCACAGGUUUUUCAAUUAAUCUAAUUGGAUGAUUACCUCGAUUAGCUCAAAUGACGUCAUCUUUUUAAUGCUCAGAGUUGGACGUUUUUCCACCUAAAGGUGUUGCUGCAAAAAUGCAUGGUAAGUUAAUUGCUUCUCUCUCUUUGGGAACUCCUACGAAUAGCAUGAUCUGGGCCGAAUCACAGCAACUUGAAACCGUAAAAAAAGAGAUUAAAAAAUCACUUAUUUUUAAUCAAUCAAAUAAAACCUCCCAGUUUAGUUAAUUGUUUUAUUUUGGCUCAGAUUUAACCACAAAACCACAGCAGCGCAGCCCGUAUUCAAUAAAAACAGACCUCUGUGCUCUUUGCAAAACGUCUUUUAUUCACCUCUACAUCGGCGGUCCAAAAACAGUUUUAAUGAUUAUGAUCCGAUGCUUGCAAAUCAACGCUAAAGGUUUGUACAUUUACAAUUUCUAGAAAAAUAGUUUCACUAUCGACACAUGAAGGAGGACGUGGUGUUUGAGCUUGGUGACUCACAGUCUGUUUCCUUGCACACAAACAAAAAUCCCCCGGUGUGUAACUGUCAGUUCAUCCAAUUAAAGAAACAGGAAACACCGGCGGAGAUCGGCGGUCUACAUUUGAAGUUGCAUUAAUGACUUUAUAAUUGAUGCCGGCUUAAUAACUCUGAGCAUAAAUAAAGGAUUCAAAAUGCUACGUCACAAAACACACACAAAUUAACAAAUAGACUUCGGGGGGGGGGGGUUCCAAGUCUUUCUGGUCUUUCUUUGAAUCGUUCCAGGAUACGGAUAAUUAAUGAAGAAAACUCACUGAUGAUUCGAGGAACGUUUGGGUUUAGUGAUUGUACCAAUCCUUUCUCUUUAAUAAAAACGAGUGUGUUGCAGAACAUCUCUAGCUUUUGAUCGGCAUCGUUUAUAAAACAUCAGAUAAUAAGCACUUCAUCUGAUUUAAUGGGAGAGAAAGCCAUCCAAAUUGCCGCCCGAAAAACAUCAUUAAAGGCAAAAUGUGAGUUUUUAAGAACAUUUAUGAACAAGUUGGCAUCACGGGGUCACAGGGAACCACCAACAAAUCACAGAGCUGUGUG
Molecule: messenger RNA, 3583 nt
Organism: Eleginops maclovinus (Patagonian blennie)
Lineage: Eukaryota; Metazoa; Chordata; Actinopteri; Perciformes; Eleginopidae
Product: glycerophosphodiester phosphodiesterase domain-containing protein 5-like
Biological process (GO): lipid metabolic process
Cellular component (GO): membrane
Molecular function (GO): glycerophosphodiester phosphodiesterase activity
Source: RefSeq, a predicted model, not a curated record